CACCCGGAAGUAGGGCGGUGCUGCUGUUUUGCUGUCGAGUCACCUCUGUUAGGGCAGUACAGGCAGAAAACGAACCGUUAUCAUGCUGGUUAGCCAGAAAUCCCGACGCCCUGUCAUCACUAAGCAAGCUUAUUAGACUGAUUGCACCGUCCCACUCAAACAUUUGUGUUGCUUUUUUGAACGUUUGGCCAAAAUGAUGGAAGAAAUCGACAGGUUCCAAGUGCCUCCCGUCAACGGAGAGACGCAGCCUUUGGACCCAGCGGCGUCCUCCACUUCAGAGGCAGAGACGGACCCUAAAGGGGAGAGCGUGGCCCUGAACUACAAACCCUCACCUCUGCAGGUCCAGAUAGAGAAACAGAGGGAUCUCGCCAGAAAGGCAUCGGUGAAGAAUGGCACCGUUGGUAGUCCUGUCAAUCAGCAACCUAAGAAGAACGCCAGAACAAGGUUGGUAGUGCCAAACAAAGGCUACUCCUCGUUAGACCAGAGCCCAGAUGAGAAGCCCCUGGUUGCUCUGGACACAGACAGUGAUGAUGACUUCGACAUGUCCAGAUACUCUUCGUCAGGAUACUCCUCAGCCGAGGUGAGAUGUCUGAGAGACCAGCAAAUCAACCAGGACCUGAACAUCCAGCUCCUGAAAGAUGGGUACCGCCUGGAUGAGAUUCCAGACGACGAAGACUUGGAUCUGAUUCCCCCGAAAGCAGUCAACCCCACCUGCAUGUGCUGCCAGGCCGCGUCCUCUACAGCCUGCCAGAUUCAGUAGCAUCAACCGUAAAUCUCCUUCCUGUGGCUGUUGACUGCAGCACCCCCCCCACCCCCACCCCCAGAAAAUAGUAAAGAACUACUUCCUUGCAGGGGCAAAAAAACAACAAAGGGAAACGGGAGUGUUUAUGAAUAAGGACCAUUCUGAAUAUGUACAGAGGGUGUGCAUGUUCCUCCUAUGGCAGGAUCUGUGCGCCUUACUUUUGCAAUGUUGGUGCAGCAGGGAUUGGACCGAUGACAGAAAAAUGACCUCGGUGGAAAAGAGGACGCUUCUCUUUUAUUUGGGCCACGAACGUUUGCGGAAGAAGAGACCAAAAACGUCGCCAGAUGGGAGUUUCAUCCAAGCUCUCCUCCCACCGGUGUAGGAACGUUGAUGUAAAUGACGGACAAGUAUGGUGGUGGCCAUCUUUGUUUCCUCUUUAUUUGUUUUAGCCUGUCUGCUUUGUCUUCCCACGUAUGGCUGACUUGUGAGUGGCAGGCCGUGCACAGGAAAACCGGUGAGAAACCAACAAGCUGCUUAAAAAUGCACUCCCUUGGUACUGUAGUGAUCCAAUCUGUCACUCCGAGAGCGUACUGCUAACUCCUGUUUUCCGAGCCGCCUAAAUGAAAAUGAAGUUGAACGAAGCUGCAUGUUGCCUGUUCACACUGUUUCCCGAUGACCAAUGUGCAGAUAUCAUUUCUCCGUCUUUGUCGUCUCACAGCCGUAGGCGGGUGUCACGAGGACACAGUGUGCUUUGUAAAAAUGGAAGUUUACCUUCAAGUAAAAUCAAUCGCUCAAGAAGAAGAAAAACUCAACUACUAGCAGAAAUAAGCUCCUUAACUAGUGUGUAGUUUGUGUGUUUAUUAUCCUCAACAACUGAUGGUUUCAUUUUACUUUGAAUGCACAAGGAAACAAACAGCUGGUGAGAGAAAAGCUACACUAUACAGAUUUUGUUGUCAUAUUCGCUGAUCAAGAAUGUGAGUGGAGUGAUGCCAAACUGCUCCAGUGGGAAUGCUUAUUUUUUAAUUGAUUUCUAGGUGGUAAUUUUUGUUUUCCGGGAUUAGAAUUUUGGGCAUUUUGCUCCUGACCCAUCCUUGUAAUGUUAGGACCAAAAAAAAAACACAAAAAUAUCCCACUUUUAGUGGAAAAUGAGCACUGUCAUUGUUAUCACAGGGGGAGGGUUUACAUGAAAUCCUUCUCAUUGAUCAGAAAGGAUCAAUUAAUGGUGUUUCCCUAAAGACCCACUCUGAUGAAAAUUGUGUUUUUGGUGUUUUUAAUUUGUUCUUGUAGCAUUUAUUUUAUGACGAAGGACACAUUAGCUCAAAAUUUCCUUUCUUAGUAUUUCUUUAUUCAAAUCAAUGUGAAUCAGGAGCUGACAAAAAAAUUCUGGAGGAAAAAAAAGAGCACAUUUGUGACUUAUACACUAACCAGGGCGGGCCACAAGCUCGCUGCUCCACCCUACAUUGGGGAGGGGAAUGGAGGCGGAGUUUCUCUGCACCAACAGUUCCGCCCACAACUCAGAGGACAAUUUCUAAAUGAACUCCUGCCGCUCUGCCGAAACUAUGUCCUAGAAAAUAACACAGGUUUUUUGGUUUAGCCUAAAUCACAAUUAAACGACCACUGGGAACAUUACAAUAAAUCAAAACAUGAUCAGAGUGGGACUUUAACUUGACAUUUUCUGUGGACAAUUUCAUGCACAAAUUAUUUAGAAGUUUCAAAAUAAGAGUCAUUCUAAAACAGAUUAAUUUUAGCUGUCAAAAAUGUGGCUUUCCUUUAAAUAAAUAUAAAAAUCAGCUAAAAAUGAUUUAGAAAAAUAUUCCCUUUGUAUAGUCAAAAUACGUUAGGAUAUGGUCCUGCGUGUGCAGUGUCAAAACAACUAUACAUUUUCAGUUAAGUGUCAAAUAGACAAAGCAUUAUUGCAGCAUUUAGGUUGAGAAAAAAUAGAAUUUUUUCAUUAGAAAUAUGGUGCCAAGAGCAUAAAAUUAGGAUACGUGUUUACGAGUUCCAAAGCUGGUUUGCCAGCUGCAGCUGAAUUUUGGUUCUUUUGCCAAACUUAGGGCUAACUGUAUGAACGACUGUUCCUUCACCUUAUUUUUGUCUUCAUCACUAACCUAUAGGACUUGCACACCAGUCACAACGGGUGUUUGUUUUUUCCAUUUUUUGCUGAGUGCAAUAUUCAGUGGUGUAUGUGAAAGAAAGCAUUGCUUGCCUGUAGCUGUAAGCGUUCAAAGCAUUUUCCUGUAACUGAAGUUCUUUGGAUGCAGUUGUGUGUUUUUUUUUCUAUUUCUUUUCACGUGCAGCAAAUGACUCCGAUACAGAUGGGCGCCUUUGUGUGUCCCAUGCUUGUCAUGACGAUUGUGAACUGGUUCUAUUUAGAUCCUAACGGUGUCACGCUUCUGUGUAUAGUGCAACAUAAUUGAGAAUAAAUAUUGGAAGUGUCAUAUUUGAUAUCACCAAG
Messenger RNA from Oryzias latipes (Japanese medaka), 3197 nucleotides. It is a transcript of the gene fam219aa, whose product is annotated as family with sequence similarity 219 member Aa. The record is from RefSeq and is a predicted model, not a curated record. Lineage: Eukaryota; Metazoa; Chordata; Actinopteri; Beloniformes; Adrianichthyidae.